Molecule: messenger RNA, 1080 nt
Organism: Ylistrum balloti
Lineage: Eukaryota; Metazoa; Mollusca; Bivalvia; Pectinida; Pectinidae
Product: glucose dehydrogenase [FAD, quinone]-like
Exons: 6
Coding region: 1-1080 (359 amino acids)
Molecular function (GO): flavin adenine dinucleotide binding; oxidoreductase activity, acting on CH-OH group of donors
Source: RefSeq, a predicted model, not a curated record
AUGAAGGCUUUUGGAGUGACAUUAUUGACAACAGUUGCUGCUAUUGUAACGACGUACUACUUCCGGUGGACGAAACCACACGAUUUUGUCCGGAAUUUUAACCAGUCAUAUGAUUAUGUUAUUGUUGGUGGAGGCGCGUCAGGUUUGGUGUUAGCCAAUCGUCUGUCAGAAGAUGCUGACGUCACUGUUCUGGUGUUGGAGGCGGGAAAUUCUGAGUCCGAUAAACCGAUUUACGAUAUCCCAUACAACGCUCCCAAAGCACAAAUGACCGAAGCGGAUUGGAUAUACCGGACUGUGCCACAGAAACAUGCGCAUAUGGGUAUGAAAGAGAGAGUUGGUAUUUGGCCGCAAGGGAAAGGGUUGGGAGGGUCGACACUCCUGAAUGGACUCGUCUACAUCCGGGGCAGUCGCCAUGACUACGACACAUGGGCAGCCAAUGGAUGUGACGGGUGGAGCUAUGAUGAAGUCCUACCGUACUUCCUGAAAUCGGAAGACAUGCGCGAAACGGAUGGCUUUGAUGCCGAUUACCACGCUCGCGGUGGGCCAAUUGCAAUAUCGGAUGCCACAAAAUCUGAAUUAGCGGAAGUGUACUUUAAAGCGGCAAAGGAGAUAGGGUUCAAAGUUCACGACUGUAACGGAAAUGACGGUAUUCAAGAUGGCUUCUGUCGGGUUCAGGCAAUCAUUGGAGGAGGGCAAAGGUGUACUGCCGCAAGGGGGUUUCUACAUCCGGUUCUAGGAAGGAGUAAUUUGCAUGUUGCAAUCCAGUCACAUGUUACUAAAAAACGGAAAAACACAUUGUCAUUUGACCAUCCAGCUGUCCGCAAAAUAGUGCUGAUGGGGACACUGGCAGCAUGUGCUGCUGAUGUGGAUGCACUCCUGGUACUGUGGGGGUUUAAAGUUUCCAGAAAGUCUAAUACUACAGAAACUUUCCACGUAGCUGGAUAUCGAGGUAAAGCUGGGCGUUGGUGGAAAAUUCCUUUCAUGAAACGCUUCACCAGAUUGUUAGAAAUGCAGUUUUGUGUCCCUGCUAUUUCCAACAGAGAGUUAACACAUGAUUUGGCGGUAUUAAUUGAGCUAUAG